GUCAUUUGCUUUUAUCGUCCGAAUUUUUAUUAAAAGCAAAGCGUUCGUUCAGACAUUGCAUUCUAACAGUAAACCAAAAUAAUACAACAUGGACGUACUAAUGGCAGAUAGAGAUGAACUUGAUUUAAAGCUGAAAGAUGCACACAGUUCGUUGGACGAAUUGGAUAAUGAUGAUUUGUAUGUGCGCUUUAAGAAACUACAAAAAACAUUAGAGUUCAUAGAGGUGCAAGAGGAAUACAUAAAAGAUGAGCAACGCAAUCUAAAGAAAGAAUAUUUGCACGCACAAGAGGAGGUGAAACGCAUACAGUCGGUUCCUCUGGUAAUUGGACAAUUCCUAGAAGCUGUGGAUCAGAACACAGGCAUUGUGGGCUCAACAACUGGCUCAAACUACUAUGUACGCAUAUUAUCUACCAUUGAUCGGGAGCUGCUGAAGCCUUCAGCCUCGGUGGCGCUGCACAAGCACAGUAAUGCGCUGGUCGAUGUGCUGCCACCAGAAGCAGACAGCUCCAUAUCAAUGUUGCAGCCAGAUGAGAAGCCAGAUGUCAGCUAUGCGGACAUUGGUGGCAUGGAUAUGCAGAAGCAGGAAAUACGUGAAGCCGUCGAACUGCCACUCACCCACUUCGAGCUCUAUAAACAAAUUGGCAUUGAUCCCCCGCGUGGUGUGCUCAUGUACGGUCCACCUGGGUGUGGCAAAACCAUGCUGGCCAAAGCGGUUGCUCAUCACACUACUGCAUCGUUUAUACGCGUCGUUGGCUCUGAGUUUGUGCAAAAGUAUCUUGGGGAGGGACCACGCAUGGUACGCGAUGUGUUCCGCCUGGCCAAGGAGAAUGCGCCGGCGAUUAUAUUCAUUGAUGAAAUCGAUGCAAUAGCCACAAAGCGUUUUGAUGCACAGACUGGAGCCGAUCGUGAGGUGCAGCGCAUAUUGCUGGAGCUACUAAAUCAAAUGGAUGGCUUCGAUCAGACGACCAAUGUUAAGGUAAUAAUGGCUACUAAUCGUGCUGAUACCCUGGAUCCUGCACUGUUGCGUCCUGGUCGCUUGGAUCGUAAAAUCGAGUUCCCAUUGCCGGAUCGCCGACAGAAACGUUUGGUCUUCUCAACAAUUACAUCAAAGAUGAACCUUAGCGAGGAUGUUGAUCUGGAAGAGUUUGUAGCUCGUCCCGAUAAAAUUUCUGGUGCUGACAUUAAUGCCAUUUGCCAAGAGGCUGGCAUGCAUGCGGUCCGCGAAAAUCGUUAUAUUGUACUCGCCAAGGACUUCGAGAAGGGUUACAAGAACAACAUCAAGAAGGACGAACAGGAGCACGAAUUCUACAAAUAGACAAUGUUAAGCGUAUUUUUCAAUUUCACCUCAGAUCAGUUCGAUUGUAAAACUUUAUUCUGAAAUACAUAUAUACUUACAUAUAGAAUGCUAAAAUAU
Drosophila busckii is the source of this 1414-nucleotide messenger RNA. It is a transcript of the gene Rpt3, whose product is annotated as 26S proteasome regulatory subunit 6B. The coding region runs from base 89 to 1315 and encodes 408 amino acids. The transcript is spliced from 3 exons. Gene Ontology annotation, cellular component: proteasome regulatory particle, base subcomplex. NCBI's taxonomy places the organism in Eukaryota, Metazoa, Arthropoda, Insecta, Diptera, Drosophilidae. Gene Ontology annotation, biological process: proteasome-mediated ubiquitin-dependent protein catabolic process. The record is from RefSeq and is a predicted model, not a curated record. Gene Ontology annotation, molecular function: ATP hydrolysis activity; ATP binding; proteasome-activating activity.